AUGUUAAUUCUAUCAGCUUUGCAAAAGUGCCAGAAAAUCACAAAUUUAACUCUUCAUCUCAGUCAGUCUAAUGUUAAUCUUGAUUUAGCUAAAAUAAUAGCUUCAGCUUUAGAAAAGUGUUAGAAUAUCACUAAUUUAACUCUAGAUCUUAGGCAAAAUAAUUUAUCUUAAGGAGAAUAGAAAGUAAUCUAUGAUUAAUUGAAAAAUACUUUGAAGAAAGCAAAAGAAAUAACUGUAAAAAUUUGA
Tetrahymena thermophila SB210 is the source of this 246-nucleotide messenger RNA. RefSeq names its product kinase domain protein. The transcript is spliced from 3 exons. The record is from RefSeq and is a predicted model, not a curated record. Lineage: Eukaryota; Ciliophora; Oligohymenophorea; Hymenostomatida; Tetrahymenidae.